Messenger RNA from Parasteatoda tepidariorum (common house spider), 2113 nucleotides. The record is from RefSeq and is a predicted model, not a curated record. NCBI's taxonomy places the organism in Eukaryota, Metazoa, Arthropoda, Arachnida, Araneae, Theridiidae.
CCGUGACCGGGAACUCAUGUUUGUCGCGAGAUGUUCAAUCUAGUUCAGCUUUAGCCUUGCCUUGUUUUUUGUUUAUAAAAUGUUAAAAAUAUACGAAUGUUAAAGUAUUUCAAUGUUUUCCGUAUUGUUAGGUUUGUUCAUUGCGAUAUGCCUUGGUCUUUCGUUAUUUUUGAUAUUAUUACUCUUUGUGAACCCUAAAAAAUUUACUAAAACUAUUAAUGAAACUACUGUAGUUAUUGUAAAAUUUGUUGAACUGCAUCGUGAAAGUUUACCUUUGAAUUCUGCUAAUGGUUGGAGUUUAACCCCGUCACAUUGUAGCCUUCGCUGCUGGCAAAAAGAAUUUUCUAUUGAAUUAUUGGGAGCGCCUGUUUCAACUUAUGCUUGCGUAAAAGAAAUUCCUUGUGCUGCUGUGAUACUCUUAAAUGUUAUUGCUGAUGUUUCGACUUGGUCUGAAUGGGAUAUUCAAGCCCCAGCACAAAGCAUCAAUUUGGAAUUACCUGAAAAUCCUUCAUUGCACUUUGACCCAUAUAUGCAAUGUGAUCAAGUUGUCUUGACAUCUUCAAAAUUGAAAGCUAAGCCAGAAGUUGAAAUGUACAGGUUUGGCAAUCUAGAAAGCAAUGGCACUGGUUGGAUUUUGUUGUGGAAUGCUAAGCAACUAGAUUGGACUCUGUACAUUGCUCAACCAAUUGAUAAUUGCUCAGGUAAUGAUGAAAAUGCUUGUGUAUUGACUGUGAUUUGGGGCUGUGAGCCAUUGCAGCACAAUAUGCCCGAGUCCUUGUGCAAAAAAAUUUUGAGCUUAUCAGAAGCUAUCUCAUGGAGUCAACUAAAAGUCCGUCCAUUUCAGUCCUUGAUAAAUACCUCAUCGUUAAAUAAUCCUCAUUUCCCAAGCAUUCACACUGCUUUAAAUGAUCUUCCAAGAAAACCUUGUGUGCUUCUAGAGCACGAAGAUAGACCUAUGUCAUUCCAAAAUGGUGCUUUAGCUGUUAUCGCAGCAUCUUCUGAAAAACCUGUAACUGUAAAAAACCUUACAGGCUUCACAUUAAUGUUGUUCCCAUUUAAGAAGUCUAAUAAUAAUAAUGUGAUUAACUGCGAAACACUGACUGAAGAUAAACGAAAGUCGAGGAGAAGAUUAAAAUUGAGGAGCGAUUCCAUGACAUCAAAUGCUCCAAGAAAGAAGUAUUUGGAAAUUGAGAACAGACGAUCAUCAUCACUUACUACUCCUAUUCGUAAAAGAGCCCCUGAACUCACUGUUACCCAGCCUGAUGAUGAAGGUGUACCUCCAAAACGAGCUGUAAGCCAUUCUUUCCUGAAUGUCCUUUUUCAGCAGCGUCGCUCAUCUGAUUCCUCCUAUCAGAGAAGUAGGAGUCCAUCACCCUGCAGUCCUACAAAACAAAAAAAGAAAGGUUUUUUCAUUUUUGAGAAAAGAUCUUCUCUUUCAAGUCAGGAAGAACUUUUUGGUGGAUCAUACAGGGAUCUUGAUGUAUCAGAUGCAAACGACGAAGACAAGUUCCUACGAAAGGCAUAUGAUAUGGAAAGUGAGAAUGAUUUUAAAGCACUGGGAGAGUUUUCAAUUUCUGCUGUUCUUGAAGAGAAUCUCAGAGCAUCAUUAGUUGACAUCAAUGCACCAGAAGAAGAGCAGAAACGAGCAAGUGGAGGUUGGGUGUGUAAAGAAGUAAAUAAGAGUUUAGCUGUGUUUAAGAAAACAACCCACUUUGAAUCAUGUGUGUUUGUUAGUUAUUUGUGUAAAGGUAUCAUUCCUACAUCAUUUGAAGCAGUUUGGAAAACAUUAUGCAACCCUCUUACUCGUUUUAUGUAUGAUGAUACAGUAAAGAAAAUAACUGUACUUGGGGAAUAUUCUGGAGGGCAAAAAUUAAUUCACAUGUACAACGAAUCUGUCUCGCUAUUAAGAAAGGAAGUACAAGAUUUUUGUGUCCUACAAACAGAAAAAAAGCAAGGAUCUCAAUUUAUAUUAGGUUUCCAUUCAGUAAAAGAUGAUGUGUGCCCACCUAUUAGGGAUGUUGUUCGUGGAACUGUAAGUGACCUUUCACAUUUUUUUUUUGGUGAGGUUUUAAAAAAAUGUGGGGAAAAUAUUUCAUAAUAACAUGAUUGCCUA